AUGGCAACCGCCUACCUCUUCCAGUUCCUAGACAAGACUGCACUCAGCUAUACAGCCAUCCUCGGACUCCGCGAAGAUCUCCACCUCAAGGGAGAAGAAUACGGUUGGGCAUCUGCAAUCUACUACUUUGGGUACCUUGUCGCAACGUACCCCAUUGCCGGUGUAUUGCUCGUUAGAUACCCCAUUGCAAAAGUCAUCGCUAUUACUAUGUUCAUCUGGGGAGCUAUCCUAAUGUUUACGGCUCUUUGCCACAACGCCAAAGAUUUACUUGCAACUCGUUUCUUUCUCGGCAUAGCUGAGACGGCGAUCGCCCCAGGCCUAUCCAUGAUUGUGGCGAUGUGGUACAAAAGAUCAGAGCAGCCUUUACGGCAAGGUGCUUGGUUCCUCGGAAACACAUCUGCAGGUAUUCUUGGUGGCCUUGUCAGUUAUGGCUUUGGUGAAAUCAACACAUUCCCCCCUUGGAAGGCCAUCUUCAUCUGCUUUGGGGCUUUGACGAUAGCUGUUUCUAUCAUGGUACUACUCUUUCUCCCCGAUACGCCCGCGAAUGCCCGUUUCUUGACCAAAGAUGAGAGAGCUCAAGCGGUUGCUAGAGUCGAGACGAACAUGACUGGUAUCAAGAAUGACAAGUGGAAGAGAGAGCAAGUUAUGGAGGCACUCAGCGACCCAAAUGCCUGGCUUCUCACAGUCGCUUAUCUCGCUACGAUUAUCCCUAAUAAUGGACUUCUUACAUUCAACACCAUUGUUAUUCAGGGUCUUGGCUUUUCUGUCCUAAAGACGCUCCUUAUUAAUAUCCUACCGUCUGUCUUUCAGUUGGUCUUUGUUCUCAUAUCAGUCAUUGGAAGCACUUAUCUUCCAAACACUCGACUGCUGUUCAUGACUUUCAAUGUCGUUGUUAGCAUCGUUGGGGCUGUCAUGGUGCGUGAGGUUGACCCAGCGCAUAAGUGGACUCGCGUCAUGGGCUGUGCUCUUGCAGUCGCCUUUACUGCCAAUUUCCCUAUGACCAUGGCUAUGGUAUCAAGUAAUUUUGCUGGCUUUACUAAGAAGACUACAGUUAGUGCUAUGGUCUUUAUCGCAUAUUGUGCUGGAAAUAUCAUCGGCCCCCAUCUGUUCUUCCCUUCCGAGGCCCCUGGCUAUAAGUCGGGAUUCUUAGCUGUUAUGAUCUGCCUGGCAGUUUCUGCUGUUCUCUGCAUUGCCCUGCGGUUCUAUCUCAUAUGGGAGAACAAGAAGCGGGACGAUGCGGGAGAUGCUAUAGAGGUACCAGUGGAAGGGAUUAAUCUUAGCGACAAGACAGAUAGAGAGAUCCCUCAGUUACGCUAUAUCUAUUAG
Fusarium verticillioides 7600 is the source of this 1326-nucleotide messenger RNA. RefSeq lists its product as hypothetical. Gene Ontology annotation, cellular component: plasma membrane. Gene Ontology annotation, molecular function: dipeptide transmembrane transporter activity; allantoate transmembrane transporter activity. NCBI's taxonomy places the organism in Eukaryota, Fungi, Ascomycota, Sordariomycetes, Hypocreales, Nectriaceae. The record is from RefSeq and is a predicted model, not a curated record. Gene Ontology annotation, biological process: tripeptide transport; transmembrane transport; dipeptide transport. Bases 1 to 1326 code for a protein of 441 amino acids. The transcript has 5 exons.